AACGCAGAGGUCACGCCGCCUCCUCUCCAAGGAGUGCCUACAUCUAAAGAAAAGAGAUAUGACAGACAGCUUCGUCUUUGGGCAGCCAGCGGACAAGCCGCCCUGGAAGAAGCUCACAUCCUGCUCAUCAACAACGGUCCUGGUGUCGUCGGCGUCGAGACUCUCAAGAACCUGAUUCUCCCUGGCAUUGGUCACUUCACUAUCCUAGACUCUACCCUCGUGUCAGAACAAGAUCUCGGCCUCAACUUCUUCCUCGAUGAGAGCACUUUGGGAACCUUCCGCGCCGAAUCGACCCGUCGUCUGCUGCAAGAGCUGAACCCCGAUGUCCAAGGCUACGCUAUCACCGAGCCACUCUCUGCUUUCGUCGCUAGAGAGGGCGCUCUCAAUCCAUUCACUCUCAUCCUCGUCACCGCUCCCAUCACCCCCGACGUGCUUGAAGUCAUCUCAGCUCAUUGCCACACCCACGCCGUACCUCUGUUCUACAUCCAUUGCUCAGGCUUCUACUCGCACUUCUCCCUCUCGCUACCUCCAGCCUUCCCCAUCGUCGAUACUCAUCCCGAUCCCGCUUCAACAACCGACUUGCGCCUGCUCGCUCCAUGGCCAGAACUCGUCCAAUUCCAGAAAGAGAAGACAAACAACCUUCAAGCAUUAUCGCCUGAGGACAUUGGCCACGUUCCCUACCUUCUACUUCUGCUACACUUCCUUGACGAGUGGCGUGCCUCUCACAAUGGCCAACCACCUCAGUCAUACCAGGAAAAGACUGACUUCCGCAACAUGGUCGCANAAGCCUCCCCACCUGACGAAGAGAACUUCGCCGAGGCCACUGCUGCCAUCAUCAAGUCACUCAAUCCUCCGACUGCCCCUGGCUCUGUCCUCGCUGUGCUCGACGCUCCCGAAACAAAGUCUCUCGAGCCUACAUCAUCUGCAUUCUGGUUCAUUGCCAAUGCUGUUCGCACCUUCUACUCUGCCCACGACCAGCUCCCCCUCCCAGGUGCGGUACCCGACAUGAAGGCUAGAAGUGCCGACUACAUCCACUUGCAAAACAUCUACAAGUCAAAAGCUCGCAAGGAUGCUGCCGAGGUGCUACAAACUGUCCGCUCGCUCGAGGCUAGUGUCGGUCGCAGAGAUCCCAUUGACGAGAAGGAAGUCGACGCUUUCUGCAAGGGUGCGGCUCACAUCAAGUUGGUCCGCGGAAUGCCUCUUCGCAUUGCACGUGGUGACGCCCCUCUCCACUGGGGCGAAGAAGUCGCCAAAUCUGCUGUUGAGCAUCUCAACAACUUGACAUUCGGGUUGGACAGUGGCAUCUUGCACUACAUUGCCUUUGUCGCGUGGGAUGCAUUCGUCGGUAGCCACGACGCUGACGCACUUGGCGGGGAGCCUAAAGUUCCUGGCUCGAAUGAUGCUGACCUUGAAGUCGAUACUGAGAAGAUGAUCAGCAUUGCCUUGAACAUCAUCGACUCUCUGAUCAAGGAAGCCGGCACUUUCAUUGAGAAUCCUGGAUAUGAUGAUCUGAAGACAAAGUGUGCCAACAUCUNNGUUCGUGCUGGGGCAUCUGAGCUCCACAACAUCGGCUCUUUGACUGGUGGCAUGGUAGCCCAAGAAGUCAUCAAGGUCAUCACAAAGCAAUACGUGCCCAUCGACAACACAUGCAUCUUCGACGGCAUCGAAAGCAAGGCCUCGGUUCUUCGAGUU
Molecule: messenger RNA, 1692 nt
Organism: Aureobasidium musti
Lineage: Eukaryota; Fungi; Ascomycota; Dothideomycetes; Dothideales; Saccotheciaceae
Source: the annotation of a GenBank genome assembly